Molecule: messenger RNA, 2917 nt
Organism: Cryptomeria japonica (Japanese cedar)
Lineage: Eukaryota; Viridiplantae; Streptophyta; Pinopsida; Cupressales; Cupressaceae
Product: subtilisin-like protease SBT1.7
Exons: 1
Coding region: 338-2668 (776 amino acids)
Biological process (GO): proteolysis
Molecular function (GO): serine-type endopeptidase activity
Source: RefSeq, a predicted model, not a curated record
GAUCUGUCAACUCUCUUUACCAAAUAAAGCAGCAAAUGGUGGACUGUAUGGAUGGAAUAUACAUAUUUUAUACAAUAAUCGACGUAGUGGAAGUCGUGCGCAUGGGAAUCCGGGUAUUUUUAGAUGGGCGCAGGCAGACCAGUGUGGUCAGACACAGAACCAAUCUAUUAUUAUAAAUAUACCCCUGCUAAGGGCAUUUCUGUAAUCAAUUAGGUACAAUUCUAUUUUAGAGUCGUUGGAAACUGCAGUGUGGAAGCAGUAAAACAACAGUAAACAUGCUGUAAGAUUUGCAUGAGUUGAGUUCUGGGUGUGAUCUGAUCUUAUCUAGGCAAAGAAAAUGAAGGAAUGGGUAUGGAUUCUCUACUCUUUAGCGACUGUUGCAUCUUGUGCCAUUGCAGUGUCGUUCAAAGAUGGAGUCGAUACCCGGACAUAUAUAGUCCAUAUGUCCAAGUCCCAUAUGCCGUCUCUGUUUAACACUCAUGAGCUCUGGUACUCAUCUCUUGUCAAAUCCUUGUCUGUUGACGAUGGUGGUGAGUCCCAGAGCCUGCUUUACAAUUACGAUCAAGUCCUUCAUGGGUUUGCAGCGAAGCUCACAGGUGCUCAAGCUGAGGCCUUGGAGAAAAUGGAAGGAGUUCUGGCCGUGCAUGCAGACAGCGUGUAUGAGCUUCACACCACGCACAGUCCACAGUUUUUGGGACUAGAAGGGAAUACUGGCGUGUGGGUCGAAUCCGAGGGUGCUGAUGAUGUGGUUGUCGGAGUUCUGGACACUGGAGUUUGGCCAGAGAGUCUGAGUUUCGCCGACCAUGGAAUGAAGCCCGUGCCUUCGCAUUGGAAGGGAGAAUGUGAGUCCGGAACGGCAUUCAAUGCCUCGCACUGCAAUAAAAAGCUGAUCGGUGCAAGGUUUUUCUGUAGAGGAUAUGAGGCCACACAGGGGCCUGUAAAUGAGGUGAAGGAGUUCAGAUCUCCCAGAGAUCAGGAUGGUCAUGGAACACACACGGCCUCAACGGCAGCUGGAUCGAUGGUGAUGGAUGCGAGUCUGCUGGGCUAUGCGAAAGGCACUGCAAGAGGAAUGGCGCCUUCUGCAAGAGUUGCAGUUUAUAAGGUCUGUUGGGUUGGGGGAUGUUUCAGCUCGGAUAUUCUUGCUGGUCUGGAAAGAGCCGUCGAAGACGGCGUCAAUGUUCUGUCAUUGUCCCUCGGCGGAGGGGUCGUUCCGUAUUACAGAGACGGCAUUGCACUGGGUGCUUUUGCAGCAAUGGAAAAGGGAAUUUUUGUCUCCUGCUCUGCGGGUAAUGCAGGUCCGGAUCCCGUCAGUUUGGCCAAUGUUGCUCCUUGGAUCACCACUGUCGGAGCCAGUACUCUCGACAGAGAUUUCCCGGCCUUUGUAGUCUUAGGCAACGGGGCUCGUUAUGGCGGUGUGUCUUUAUACAGUGGGAAGAGAUUGCCCCGGGGGAAAUUGCUCCCUCUGAUCUAUGCCGCCAAUGCGAGCAAUGGCAAGAGCAGUAGUAGUAAUCUGUGCUUGAAGAAUACUCUGGAUCCCGAGCUACUGAAAGGCAAGAUUGUUCUGUGCGACAGAGGAAUCAGUGCCAGAGUCGAAAAGGGCGAAGUCGUCAAAUCCUUGGGUGCCGCCGGAAUGAUCCUCGCUAAUACUGCAGCCAACGGGGAAGAACUCGUUGCAGACAGCCAUUUGCUGCCUGCGGCAGCAGUCGGCAGAAGAUUUGGUGACUCCAUUAGACACUACGUCACAACGAGCCCAGAACCGAGAGCAACGAUAGAGUUCAAAGGUACCAUUUUGGGCGUCAAACCUUCACCGGUUGUGGCCGCUUUCUCUUCUCGGGGACCCAAUCCCUUGACGCCGGAGAUUCUCAAACCGGACGUGAUUGGACCGGGCGUGAACAUUCUGGCCGCCUGGACGGGAUUCGCCGGACCCUCGGAGUUAAAAUCCGAUACCCGAGUUGUCGACUUCAAUAUAGUAUCUGGAACAUCCAUGUCGUGUCCUCACGUGAGUGGGCUGGCGGCGCUACUGAAAGGGCAGCAUCCGGAAUGGAGCCCAGCGGCUAUAAGGUCGGCGCUCAUGACCACGGCCUACACAGUCGACAACACAAAAAAUCCACUCAAGGACGUCGCAACGGGUAACAAUUCCACUCCUUUUGAUCAUGGCUCUGGUCACGUCGAUCCUCACAAAGCUCUCACACCAGGUCUGGUGUACGACAUGGACAUGCAAGAUUACAUCGACUAUCUGUGUGCCCUGAGCUAUACUCCACAGCAACUCAGAAUCAUUGCUAAGACCAAUGUGACAUGCUCUAAAUCCAAAUCCGGGCUUCGUCACAGGAAUCCCGGGAAUAUCAAUUACCCAUCGUUUUCUGUUAUGUUUGGAGUAAACCCAAACAAAUCCUCUUCUUUUUCUUCGAUCAGAUACACGAGGACUGUUACGAAUGUGGGCACGACUGGUUCGACCUACAGAGUCGCAGUUUCGAGUCCUCCGGGGGUGAGAAUAGCGGUGAGACCGAAGACGCUGAAAUUUGAAAGGCCGAAUGAAAAGCUGUCGUAUACAGUGACUUUCAUGGCCGCCAGGAGAGUUGCAGUGGGACCUGCAACAUUCGGGUCGGUCACAUGGACAGAUGGAGUACACAAAGUUAGGAGUCCGGUUGCCUUUAGUUGGCACUCAUAAUGCAUCUGUAUUUUUGUGUUUAUUUUCCCUUUCUAUGUUGUCGUGUCUGUAAUGUCGUGUCUGUAAGCUGCUGCCACCAUUUUUCAACUUUUGUCAGAAAUGAAGAAGGGACAUUAAUUUCGGUGGAUUCGCAGCUUUGCAUGUUUUGACGUGUAAACAAGUGUUUGUUUUGUUUCUUCGUUAGUGACAAAAUUUUCAUUGUUUCUGAGACUUGAAAAUAAAAUCACGAGAAUUGGGUGAGUUUAGAAA